CAACAAACGCGUCCGUGUUCUUGUGCAAACGCAGAAAGACCAAAAGACUCAACGUCGUGUGUUACAUCAGAUACGAAUAAACUUCCGUUAAAAACCGUGACUUGGUGAAGUUAAUACAAGUAAACGACGGUAGCUGACUCAGUCCACUCUCAAGCCGAUUUCUGCUGCAUGCUGAUUGAAUGGAAGAAAGCUGUAGAGAGAGUCACACCGAUGCGGACCAGGCUACUCCUCUCGAGAGCGACUCCAGCAGGCAGACCGCCAGCAUAGUGCAAGGUCAUGGCCCCAGGUUGUCGAAGAUAAAUCUGUUCAGCUUGCUGAGUUUGUGGUUGGAGCUGUUCCCCCAGGGGCAACCAGAAGAUGAUGAUAAUCAGAUUCGCAAUGUGGGUCUCGUGGUAGUGCGGGACAGUAAGGUAGUGGGCCUCCACUACAGUGGACACGAGCUUCAUGCAGGCCAGGCAGCCAUCAUCCAGCAUGCUGCCCGCCUGGCCGAAUGUCAGCUGUACUUCUCUAGGCGACCGUGCGCAACAUGUCUGAAGAUGAUUAUUAACGCCGGGGUGACUGAGAUUUCCUUCUGGCCCGGAGACCCUGAGGUCAGCAUGCUAAGGUCCGGCCCCCAUGCUCCCGUUGGCAACAUCUCUGAGGAAGCCGCACUGGACGCGGUGGCUACAGAGAAGCUGAAGUCCAACAGCCGCGCGCAUAUCUGCUUGCUGCUGCAACCCCUGGCUCCAGGCAUGGUGCAGUUUGUGGGCGAGACGUCCAGAGAGUGCGAUUUCAUGGUGACGCAGACGGACGAUGAGCUGGACACGGAGGAGCUCUACUACAGGGAACAGGAGAACCACUUGGAAGAUUUCUCCAGACGGUUCCUGAUUGCGGACUCUCAUCAGCAUCAAAUGCUUUUGACUCAAAUGCAUCUGGAAAACUUCUGCGUGGAGCCCUACUUUUCCAACCUUCGACACAACAUGAGGGAGUUGGUGAAAGUCCUGGCUGCUGUGGUGGCUGGGGUGCCACAGCAUCACUGUGGAUUUCACCGGGAACCCUCGGGCCCAAAUACAUUACUCCCCAGCUCGGCGCCUCCCCCUCAUCAUGAGGGAGUGUCGCAAGAAUUCGCCCGCCAUUGCAUCAUCCAAGCCAGGCUACUUGCCUACAGAACAGAGGACCCGAAAGUGGGCGUUGGCGCCGUUAUUUGGACCAUUAGACAGUCUGCUGGCCUUAAUGGACCCCGUCAUCUGUCCCUGGUGGGUUGUGGCUAUAAUGCUUACCCCGCUGGCUCACAGUACGCAGAGUACCCACUCAUGGACGAUAAACAGGAGGACAGAAAGCGACGCAAGUAUAGAUACAUUGUCCAUGCUGAGCAGAACGCGCUCACCUUCAGAACUCGCGAUGUCAACCCAGAGGAAGCUGCCAUGCUGUUUGUGACGAAAUGCCCAUGCGAUGAGUGCGUCCCUCUAAUUAGAGGUGCCGGCAUCACCCACAUCUUCACUACCGACCAGGACCGGGACAGGAAUAAAGGCGACAUUUCCUACCUGCGAUUCAGCAACUUGAAGGACAUCCAAAAAUUUAUUUGGCAAAGGGACCCUGUAGCGUCUUUAAAUAUCACCAAUGGGCAUUCUAGUAAACGCGUCAUAACGGAGCCGCAGGAGACGCACAACAUUAAGAAGCGUCGUGACAGUAGAUCGAACAACUUGUCACCCACCAUCUGAGUAUCACCUCCAAACAAGUGAAACUGCACGCGCCCACUGGAACUAAAAUGGGAGUGUGACUCAUCUGAGGAUUUGCAUCAACUCCGUUUGCAUAACCAUUGAGAACUGAGCUUACGAUAUUGACCUCAACAAAAGGAAGCAAUUUAAGUGGGUUGUGAUUGUCAUUGUAUUAUUAUCUAAGUGGAAAAAUAUUUUUUCUAUUUUAUUUUAUGGCAAACUUUGUUAUCAAUCUGUUUGUUGAUUUUCAAAUGAUAGUUUACAAGAUUUUGGGGAUACACUUUGACAGUGGCGUCAUAAGACAGUCAUAAUGCUCAUUGUUAUUGUCAUGUACGACUGAUGUCAAGUGCCAUCCACAAAUUAUGUCACUUUUGAAUGGCUGUAAAAGAUGCAGGCUGGACAAAUGGAGUGACAAAAUUUGCCAUCUGUCAUAAGCACUCAUGUACGCUCAUGACAGUGUCAUGUCAUAAUUAUGACAGUUUUAUGACACCACUGUCACAGUGUUACCGAUUGUCUAAUUUGCAUAAAAAUGGUAUUUUCACUAAAGCUGAAUAUCUCUUGAAUGCAACUUUAUUCUACAGCUUUUUUUUUAUGCAGUCAAAAGAUUAACCCCUUGAUGCAAAAAAAAAUUGACAGUGAUUGACGUCCAAUCUAUUUUGACUGGGAAUGCUGCCAGUUAAAAUAUAACAAUUUGUAAAUAGAUCAAAUAAUACAAAUAUUUAAUUUUAUAUAUAAUGCUAAGUAGUGACAACAGGCAUCUAUGGUUAAAAAAAAGUUGAGGCUGCCUUUAUAUGGAAUGUCACAAAAAUUCGUGACAAUAGGCAUCAAGGGGUCAACUGAUUUUAAAUGGCACUUUAAAAAUGACACUUUAAUCAUGCGUUUAUGUGCAUUAACCCGUUGGCUGUCAUUGACAACAGUAUACGCCCAAUCCAAUUGGACUAGGAGGCUCACCGUUAAAAUGGAUUGGAUGUCUACCGUCAUCCACCGCACUGAAACACUAUCAUGCACUGGCAGCCCUCGCAGUACAAAUGAGUUGGAGGUCGGUCACCAAAUUAAAGGACUUGAGGCCAUCUGCCUGCCAGCUGACUGGAGAGAAUUCAAAACACGACCAAAUUGCAGCAUUUUCAUCAUUUUAUUUUCAGUAUAAUACACAAUGAAGCUGCUUUUUGUUCGAGAUUAAUCGCACAGCUUGCUUUCCAGAAUGUGGACAAGACUUGGCGAAAUUUCCACUGAGAAAUAAACGAAUUCCAUUAAAGUUGUUGUGUUGCAAUUUCUGCAAUUACUUCAGGAUUGUGCACACUUUGCUUUCCAUGCGGCUUUUCUACUGACUGUGUAAUUCAUAUAGUGACCUUAAAUUUAUAGCUGUUUUUUUUUUUUGCAAGUGUUCAAUAAAUCUCAUCAAA
Messenger RNA from Corythoichthys intestinalis (scribbled pipefish), 3100 nucleotides. It is a transcript of the gene cdadc1, whose product is annotated as cytidine and dCMP deaminase domain containing 1. Gene Ontology annotation, molecular function: hydrolase activity; zinc ion binding. The record is from RefSeq and is a predicted model, not a curated record. The transcript has 12 exons. Gene Ontology annotation, cellular component: cytoplasm. The coding region runs from base 180 to 1700 and encodes 506 amino acids. Lineage: Eukaryota; Metazoa; Chordata; Actinopteri; Syngnathiformes; Syngnathidae.